AUGGCGGACGAAAUAGCUCGCAAUCAGCAGUAUGAGUAUCGACAGAACUCAAAUCUGGUGUUGCAAGUGGAUUACUCUCUCACGGACAAGCGAGGAAGAGAUGAAGCCACCGGAGAGGUUAUGCCGUUGAGCGACAAGGCCCUGCGCGGCACCAAAAUGGGAGACAGAUACUUGCGACAGAAGGCACCUACAGAAAAGGACAAGAAACCAAGAAAAAAGAAGCAAGAAGACGAACGCACUUCACGUCACACAAAGGCGUCUCUGCUGUCCGAUUCUCAUGAAAUGAUGGGUGCCUACAAGCCUCGCACGCAAGAGACCAAGCAGACCUACGAAGUCAUCCUCGCUUUCAUCCAGGACUCGCUGGGUGAUCAGCCACGAGACAUUCUCUGCGGAGCAGCCGACGAAAUUCUCAGCGUCUUGAAGUCGGACAAGAUUCGCGAAAGAGAAAGAAAGAGGGAGAUCGAAUCGUUGCUCGGCAAUUUGACUGAUGAACGUACGGCCCUUCUCAUCAAUCUCGCCAAGAAGAUCACCGAUUUCUCGAUCGAGGACGAUAAGCACGAGGAAGAAAUCGACGAAACUGAAGGCGUGAACGUCCACUUCGACGAGUCGGACGAAGACCAGGAUGAGAUGAACGACGAGAUCAAGGGUGACGAUGAUAAGAGCGGCACCGAGGAAGAAGAUGGCGAAGAAGCCGAUUACUCUGAGACGUUGAAGGCUGACGGGAUUGAUGAUGAGGACGAUUCACAACGUCGUGGCACUGCUCUCCAUUCCCGUGACAUCGAUGCUCAUUGGAUCCAACGAUCGCUUGGCAAAUUUUUCAAGGACCCAAUUGUCGCGCAGGAGAAAAUGAAGGAGGUGCUGGCUAUUCUGAAGCAAUCUUCCGACGAUCGUGAUUGCGAGAACCAGCUCGUGCUUUUGCUGGGUUUCGAGGCUUUCGAUUUCAUCCGCGUUCUCCGAACCCACCGCAAGCUCGUCCUCUGGUGUACACUUCUGAAGCAGGCUUCCCCGGAAGAAAAGGUUCACAUCGAGGAGGAGAUGCGUUCCAACCCGGAGCUCAAUUUCAUUAUUCGCCAGUUCGAUGAGACUGAUGCCAACAUUGUCGACUCCGAGCGAGAAAAGCGUGCGAAGGCCUCACUCAAGAAGGCUGACAAUGCUGCCGGCGAAGAAGCUGUCUUGGCAGGAGCUUGGAUGACCCAACGCAAGAACCUGGAUUUGGACGAAUUGACGUUCGCACAGGGCAGCCAUUUGAUGAGUAACAAGAGCUGCUCCCUCCCAUCCGGCUCCUUCCGUCAACAGAAGAAAAGUUACGAGGAAGUCUGCGUCCCAGCCUUGAAGCCGAAGCCGUUUGAUCCCAACGAGAAACUCAUGAACAUCUCUGAUCUUCCUGCUUUUGCGCAGAAGGGUUUUGAAGGCUACAAGGCGCUCAACAGGAUCCAAUCGAAGCUCUGCAAGUCCGCCUUGGAGACUGAUGAGCACAUUCUUCUCUGUGCCCCAACGGGAGCCGGUAAGACGAACGUGGCGAUGCUCUGUAUUCUGCACGAAAUUGGCAAGCACUUGAACGAGGACGGCUCUGUGCGACUCGACGAGUUCAAGUGCAUCUACGUCGCCCCGAUGAAGUCGUUGGUGCAGGAAAUGGUCGGCAGUUUCACGAAGCGACUCGAACCCUUUGGAAUCAAGGUCGGUGAAAUGACUGGAGACGUGCAGAUGAAUAAGGAACAGUUCAUGGCGACUCAAAUUAUCGUUUGCACCCCCGAGAAAUACGAUAUUGUCACCAGGAAGGGAGGCGAGCGCUCGUACAACCAGCUGGUCAAGUUGAUCAUCAUCGACGAGAUUCACUUGCUCCAUGACGAUCGUGGACCGGUCCUCGAGGCCAUUGUUGUCAGGACUCUCCGCCAAAUGGAACAGAACCACGAUGACAUCCGUUUGGUCGGUCUCUCCGCCACCCUGCCCAACUACCGCGAUGUAGCCCAUUUCUUGCGCGUGAAGGAGGAGCAUCUUUACUUCUUCGACAACAGCUAUCGACCGGUUCCACUCGAGCAGCAGUACAUCGGAAUCACCGAGAAAAAGGCCCUGAAGCGCUUCCAGGCCAUGAAUGAGGUUGUCUAUGAGAAGAUCAUCGAAUUGGCCGGCAAAAGUCAAGUGCUCGUCUUCGUCCAUUCGAGGAAGGAGACCGCUAAGACAGCAAAGGCGAUCCGCGACGCUUGUCUUGAGAAGGAUACACUGUCGCUCUUCAUGAAGGAGGGAUCGGCUUCAACGGAAGUGCUGCGAAGCGAGGCGGAAAAUGUGAAAAACCAAGAUCUGAAGGAUUUGCUGCCAUACGGUUUCGCUAUCCAUCACGCUGGUAUGACGAGGGUCGAUCGUUCGCUGGUUGAAGAUCUCUUUGCCGAUCGUCAUCUCCAGGUCCUUGUUUCGACCGCUACUUUGGCCUGGGGUGUGAACUUGCCCGCCAACACCGUCAUCAUCAAGGGAACCCAAAUCUACAACCCGGAAAAAGGCCGCUGGACUGAACUGGGCGCACUUGACGUGCUCCAGAUGCUCGGUCGUGCCGGUCGUCCUCAAUACGACACGAAGGGCAAGGGCAUCCUCAUCACCCACCACUCGGAACUCCAAUACUACCUCUCGUUGAUGAACCAGCAGCUGCCCGUCGAAUCGCAGAUGAUCUCCAAGUUGACCGACAUGAUGAAUGCGGAAAUCGUUCUCGGCAACAUCAACAAUGUCGCUGAUGCAGUUAACUGGCUGAAGUACACUUAUCUCUACGUGCGCAUGGUCAAGAACCCCACGCUGUACGGCAUCUCCGCGGAUCCGGGCAAGGCCGACACGGCUCUGGAGCAACGAUGCGCUGAUCUGAUCCACACUGGAUGUAUUCAGUUGGACAAGGGCAGUCUCAUCAAGUACGACAAAAAGAUGGGCUCGAUCCAGCCGACCGAGCUUGGCCGUAUUGCUUCGCAUUACUAUUGUACCUUUGAUUCAAUGCAGACCUACAACCAGUUGCUGAAGCCGACUGCGACCGAGAUUGAUUUGUUCAGAAUCUUCUCGCUGUCAUCCGAGUUCAAGUUGAUCUCCGUUCGCGAGGAAGAAAAGCUCGAACUCCAGAAGCUCGCCGAGCACGUCCCGAUCCCCAUCAAGGAAAGCCUCGAGGAAACCUCGGCCAAAACCAAUGUCCUGCUGCAGGCCUACAUUUCACAACUGAAGCUUGACGGGUUCGCGCUCCAAGCCGAUAUGGUGUACGUGGCCCAAUCCGCCGGCCGUCUUUUCCGCGCCAUCUACGAGAUUGUACUUUGGCGAGGAUGGGCUCAGCUUGCGCAGAAAGUGCUCAGCCUCUGCAAGAUGGUCAACCAGCGGCAAUGGCAGUCGCUGAACCCGCUGCACCAGUUCAAGAAGAUUCCAUCGGAAGUCGUGCGCAGCAUUGACAAGAAGAACUAUUCCUUUGAACGAUUGUACGAUCUGGAUCAGGUGCAGCUCGGCGAGUUGAUCAAGAUGCCGAAAAUGGGCAAGCCGUUGUACAAAUUCAUUCGCCAGAUCCCGAAACUCGAGAUGACCACAUUGAUCCAGCCGAUCACCCGGUCGACUUUGAAGAUUGAGCUGACGAUCACGCCAGACUUUGUCUGGGACGAGAAGGUGCAUGGUGGCGCUGAGGGAUUCUGGAUCUUUAUUGAAGACGUUGACGGCGAAACAAUCCUGCACCAUGAAUAUUUCUUGCUGAAACAGAAAUUCUGCACCGACGAGCACGUCGUGAAGAUGUUUGUGCCGGUCUUUGAUCCCCUUCCACCGCUCUACUUUGUCCGCAUCGUCAGCGACAAGUGGCUUGGAUCUGAGACGGUGCUCCCAAUCUCCUUCCGCCACCUCAUCCUCCCGCAGAAAUACCCGCCUCCCACCGAACUUCUUGAUCUGCAACCGCUCCCUCUUUCUGCGCUGAACAAUGAAGAAUUUGAGUCGAUUUUCAAGCAGAAGCGGAUUAACACUUUCAACCCUAUCCAGACUCAAGUGUUCCGUACCGUGUACGAGGGCAAGGACAACGUACUCAUCUGCGCCCCACAGGGCUCCGGCAAGACGGCCUGUGCCGAACUGGCGAUUCUGAGGCAUUUCGAAAACGCCCCAGAAGCCCGUGUCGUCUACGUGGCCCCGAAUGAGGAUUUGGCGACGAAGACUUACGAGGAUUGGCAAGAACGUAUCGGCAAGGUGCUCGACAAGACCAUCGUUAUGCUGACUGGCGAGCCGACUUUGGACCAGAAGCUUCUUGCCAAGGGCUGGCUAAUUGUCUCGACGCCGGAACGAUGGGAUGCCGUCUCUAGACGCUGGAAGCAAAGAAAGGCCGUCCAGAACGUUCGCCUCUUCAUCGUCGACGAUCUGCACAUGAUUGGUGGAACGACAGGGCCGGUGAUGGAGGUCGUCUGCUCGAGGAUGCGCUACAUGGCCUCUCAGAUGGAGUCGAAUCUGCGGAUCGUUGGAUUGGCAUCAUCACUCGCUAACGCCAACAACGUGGGAAUGUGGCUGGGUUGCCCGGCAAGCUCAACGUUCAACUUCCCACCAAGCUGUCGCCCGGUACCGCUGGAGAUGUACCUUCAGGGUUAUAACCUGUCGCACACUGCUACCCGACUUGCCGCCAUGGUGCGCCCGGUGUAUGCAGCGAUUACACGACACGGUGGAAAGAUUCGACCAAAGCCAGCGCUCGUUUUUGUCCCCGGAAGACGGCAGACACGAUCCACCGCCUUGGACAUUCUGACGAUGGCCCACGGAGAUGGUUCAUCGAACCGAUUCCUACACGUGUCCGAAAACGACGAAUUCUUCCAGAAGAUCGUUUCCAACAUUCAGGACGAGGCGCUGCGCGAGACCCUUGUACGCGGUGUCGGCUUCAUCCAUGAGGGCACCUCUGCAAAGGACGUGUUCAGUGUGCAAGAGCUCUUCAACUCGGGUGCUAUCCAGGUCUGUGUUGUUCCGCGCUCGAUGUGCUAUCAAAUCACGAUGCAAUCGUACCUGGUGAUCAUUAUGGACACGCAAUACUACAACGGAAAGUACCACGUCUACGAGGACUAUCCAAUCGCCGAUGUGCUCCAUAUGAUUGGUUUGGCCAGUCGCCCGGAUCGAGACCAGGACGCGAAAGUCGUUCUGAUGUGCCAAUCGUCGAAGAAGGACUUUUUCAAAAAGUUCCUCUUCGAGCCGUUGCCCGUCGAAAGCCACUUAGACCACCAGCUGCACGAUCAUUUCAACGCGGAGAUUGUCACGAAGGUCAUCGAGAACAAGCAAGAUGCUAUUGACUACCUGACGUGGACUUUCCUGUACCGGCGUAUGACGGAGAACCCGAACUACUACAACUUGCAAGGGACAUCUCAUCGUCACUUGUCGGAUGCACUUUCCGAAUUGGUCGAAAAUACUUUGAAGGAUCUCGAAAACAGCAAGUGCAUUGCCGUGAAGGACGAAAUGGACACGAAUCCGUUGAAUUUGGGAAUGAUUGCUGCCUACUACUACAUCUCCUACACCACGCUCGAGCUCUUCUCCCUUUCACUGCAGCCCAAGACGAAGAUGCGUGCCUUGUUGGAAAUCCUCGCAUCAGCCAACGAAUUCACGGACAUCCCGAUGCGCCAUCGCGAAGAUGUCGUACUACGACAGCUUGCUGCCCGACUUCCGAAUCAGCUGAAGCACCAGAAGUACACCGACCCGUCAGUCAAGGUCGCGCUCCUCCUCCACGCUCAUCUGUCGAGGAUAAAACUGUCUGCGGAGCUGAACAAGGAUACCGAACAGAUUGUGCUAAAAGCUGUGCGACUGGCCCAAGCAUGCGUCGAUGUGCUCAGCAGCAACGGAUGGCUGUCCGCUGCUAUCCACGCCAUGGAGCUUUGCCAGAUGUUGACGCAGGCUAUGUAUUCCUCGGAGAGCUACUUGAAACAGCUCCCGCAUGCCACCCAAGCGUUGCUCGACCGCGCCAAGGAGAAGAAGGUCGAAUCCGUCUUUGAACUUCUCGAGCUCGAAGAUGACGACAGAACGGCCCUGCUCAAAAUGGACGACGCGAUGCUGUCGGACGUGGCCCGCUUCUGCAAUAACUACCCGGCCAUCGAAAUUGAGCACACGCUUUCGAAGGAUUCUGUGACUAUGGGCGACCAAGUGACCAUCUCCGUGACGCUGGAGCGCGAGAACGCCGACGACAAUGGAUUGGCGCCGAAGGUGGUGUGCCCGUUAUUCCCGCAAAAGCGCAAGGAAGAGGGCUGGUGGUUGAUUGUCGGUGACCAGGCGAACAACGAGCUGCUGUCUAUCAAACGCAUGACGGUCAACGAAAAGGCGGCCGCCCAACUGGAAUUCGCCCUGAAGACGGCCGGCACAAAGAAGCUGAAAUUGUUCUUCAUCUCCGACUCGUAUCUGGGCGCGGAUCAAGAAUUCGAUUUUACCGUCAAGGUUGAAGAUUCCCGUGCCCGGAAGCGCCGCCCUUCAACAUUUUCGCUGGACUGCGACUUCAGGACGGAUUGUUGCUGGCGGAGCGCGGAGGGUGAGGGGAAAUGGGAGAAGCGGACGCGGAUAUCCGCCAAUGAGUUCCGGCGGACCUUUCUUGUUGGGAAAGGCAUCCGACAGCCAGAAGGCCCAUUCGUGAUGCGUGCCGAGAACGGAGACAAAGAAGAAGGGGGCUCCUCCUACAUGUCGUGCCCGUUGUGCUCGAAGUCGGCGGUGACCGUCCGAUUCCGCCAUUGGCAAUCGCCGACGGCCCAGGUCAGCUUGUGCUGGCAAUCUGUGGCGGGGCAAGAGGGAGUGGAUAAAGAAGAAGAAGACUGCUCACCGAUUUCAGCCACCGAGCAAAGCGUCAUCACGAAAAAGACGUUGUUCGUCCCGAUUGGCAGGCAAAUUCAGUUGUAUUUCCUCGUGGAAAAUGCAUCGCCAAGAACAUACGGCGUUAUUUUGAUCGACAAAAUUGCUGUGGAAUACAAAGACUGCAAUUCAACAACGGAGGCUGAGAAGGACGAGGAGAAGCAUAGCGCCACCUCUGCCAUCCAAAAAGGCACGUCCGAGCCGAAGAAGACAACGCGCCGAAACCACGUGCCGAGCCAGUUGGAAUCAGGGAUCCGGAAAUUGAAGAUAAAAAGCCUUUUUCCGACCGAUGAGCAGCUGAACAACGAGGUGGCUCGCCAGAUACGGAAUCUGGAGCGCCCCGGAAUCAAGGAUAAGGAUACAGCUUAUGCAAAAGAGAGGGACGGGCAGUUGGCGGGACGGCCGAAGAAGCAGAAAAAGACUUCAGAAGCUGGUGGACAAGUUUCGACUGGCCACACAGCCAUUUCCCCAAAUAUCUUCACUUCUGAAGAACCAGCCAGCGUCGUUAUGCCCCAACCGGUUGGACAAGCUACCAUAGCAGCAGCCGUCCCAGCAGCUCCACUUGGCCCCACGUCGCUCGGGAAGGAUUUCAAUCCCCUCCACGACCUCGUCGGCAAAGAAUUCUCCGAUUUCCUGGACCCGGGCUUCGUGACGAAGGAUGAGGACGAGGGGGAUGACCCGGAAACUGAAGCAUACUUCAAGGCAGAGAAAAAGAAGGCGAAAAAGGUUGUUCGGCCGCCGAAGAAGACUACUGUUACGCCACUUCCAGCACACUCAGUGGCAGCCUUACCAACAAUUCCACCGACGCUUUCCACUACGCAUCACCCACUUCAGGCUAUCUUCAAGCAUCCGAAUGAAUGCUCGACGCCUGGAGGUUGUUUGUUUGAGAACGGGCUCUGCUCCUACACGCACGCCACCCUCGAUCCCAACCAGCAGUUCAGGAUUACUAAAGUCGGCACGUCAAGCUUCGCGCUGGCCGUCGUCCAGCCCAGUGCCAUGGUCGUCAUCGAGGCGCCCACCAAUUUCGACAAGGAGCAUUUGAUUGUCAUGGAUGUACUCGAGAACUCGGCGGAUGUCAGUUUGAGGGGAUGCUGCCAGGUGAAUGGCCAAGCUCAACUCUACUGUCCAUUCGGGACUCCAUUCGAGGGUUCGGUUGUGAUGUGGCAAUCGGGCAGAUUUACUUGUCCGGCUAACACUAUUAAGCUGGUGUUCAUGUGCGAAAACCGGAGCGGUACCACGAUCGGGCAGUGCGGCAUCGAUAAUUUGAGGCUUCACCUACCCUCUGAUAUUCUUCUAUGGGAACCUUGUCAGAAAGAUCAGCUGGCUCGAUUG
This is a messenger RNA of Mesorhabditis spiculigera, 8121 nucleotides long. The record is from the annotation of a GenBank genome assembly. Lineage: Eukaryota; Metazoa; Nematoda; Chromadorea; Rhabditida; Rhabditidae.